Myotis myotis is the source of this 2772-nucleotide messenger RNA. It is a transcript of the gene UBXN11, whose product is annotated as UBX domain protein 11. The transcript is spliced from 10 exons. Gene Ontology annotation, molecular function: ubiquitin binding. Bases 1239 to 2756 code for a protein of 505 amino acids. The record is from RefSeq and is a predicted model, not a curated record. NCBI's taxonomy places the organism in Eukaryota, Metazoa, Chordata, Mammalia, Chiroptera, Vespertilionidae. Gene Ontology annotation, biological process: proteasome-mediated ubiquitin-dependent protein catabolic process.
UCCCCAGACCCGUCCAGAGCCGGGUUUGGCAUAAAGCUAAGUGGGCCCCACUCUUAGCUCAGGAGGUGUGGCCACGCCCCAGGCCAGGCUGUGGCUAGUGCCUCUGGAGUGAACCUGGCUGGAGUCACCAUCAAGUGUAAUGUCAGCGCGUCCAGGAUCCAGGGUCAGAGGAGUGAAGGGCCUGAGGGUGAAGCUCUGCCUUCAGCUAUCUGCUUCCUGCUUUGCAGAGCUCUGGGCAAGGCCCAAAGUCCCCUAGGUAGCCCUCCUCGCCUGGUCCACACCAUCCCCAGGGGGCUUGGUGACACUGCGAUCAUGUAGAUGCCUAAAGGGGGACAGGGCUCAUCAGGGCACCUUUCCAGAGGAGGUAGGAUGGAUCAGGCCGGGCAGAGGGGAGACCUGCAGACGGGAGGAGCUGGGCGGAGCUCUGGGCAGGGACAGGGGCGGAGCUGGGAGUCUGUAGGAACUGGGAUGCAGUUAGAAUCCUCCACUAGCUGUGUAUCUCAGAGAGGCAACUUCCUUCUCUGCGUCUCCAUCCCGUCUUCUGUGAACUGGGCAUGGGGACACCCCGGUCAGCACGUUGAGGUGAGGAUUCGCUGAGGGGAUCCUUCACCAAACACCCGUCCACUUAAAUGGUGGGGAGAGGGGAGUUGAGAUGGAAAAGGAGGCAGCAUGGGCCUGGCCCCACAGCCACUCGGUCACAAAGCCAGUGUCCUCCCAGCGGGGGACACUCCGUAAUCACAGCGAGCAGCUCCUCCACUUAAAGCGCUGGUCACUGCUCUCCGUUCACUUCUCACCAGUGCCUGUGCCCUCAGGGCUCACCUGUCCUCUCGCCUCUGUGCACAGCAACAGUCCACACGGUUUGCUGUUCCCUCCUCAGAGCAGCCGCUCGUACCGUUGGACAAAUUACUGAAUCUCUCUGUGCCUCAGUUUCCUACAGCAGCUCAUUUCCUCAGAGGCAUGUUGUAAGGAUUGCACAGUUGCCAUGUGAAAGCGCUUGGAGUGGCCCCUCUUACCUAGGUGGCAGCUGUUGUUAUUACUCUUAUUUCCACUCCUGGGGAUCCCUCUCCCCCUCCCAGGACCCCCGUACCUCAGCCUCUGCCCUAGGCAUGGGCUCUAGGACUCUGUCUGGUUGGCAGCUGCUGGGACCCACAAUGGGGAGCUGCUGAGCACCAUGGCAAGGAAGGUGCAGGAUCUGGAGGAGCAGGUGAAGGACCAGAACAACCAGAUGCUGUCCAAGGAUGAGAAGAUACAGUCCCUCGAGGAACUGGUGGCGAUCCUCCAGGAGCAGAAGAGUAAGAGGCUCUCUCAGGGGCUGCUCGGCCAUCCUGUUGUACCUCCCCUGGGCCCCAAGGCCUGGACAGCUGAGCCCAGGGGGCAGUGAUGCUUUUGGGAUGGUGCCCUCCAACGCGGGACUGAGUCCCCGAGUGCAGGCGCAGCCUCAGCAGCCUCGCUUCAGGCGACCUCCUCGGGGUCAGGAGGGCCGCCCUUGUCAGGGUCAGGGAGAGGGGCUCGAGGCCAUUCUCAGGGGAUUCCCCGGAGUCCUCAAGGGGCAGCUUCUUCAGAUGACCCUCAGGGCAGAGCUCUGGUCCAGGCAGGCUGGCAGCCUCCAUGCUGGGGCAGCGGAACCCCUCCCCAUCUCUCCUGAAGGCAAGAUGUCCCUGCAGCGGCAGGAGGAGCUGGAGACCAUGUGCGAGCAUCUGCGGCGGCAGGUCGGGGAGAUGGAGCGGUUCCUCGGUGACUAUGGUCUGCAGUGGGUGGGCGAGCCCAGCGACCGUGAGGACUCGGAGGACUUGACAAGCUCAGAGGAUGACAGGGCCUGGAUGACAGCCAAGAAGUUCUGGAAGCCAGCAGCUGAUUCAUUGGUGCCCCCUGAAGUGGACUUUGAUAGGCUGCUGGCCAGCCUGCAGGACCUCAGUGAGCUGGCGGUAGGCAGUGACACCCAGGUGACACCCAUGCCCGGUGGAGCACAGCUCCAUGAUCUUGAGCCCAUCCCACUGAAGCUGUACCGGAACGGCAUGAUGAUAUUUGAUGGGCCCUUCCGAUCGUUCCAUGAUCCCUCCACACAGAGCUGCCUCCGAGACAUAUUGGAUGGCUUCUUUCCUGCAGAGCUCCAGCGUCUGUACCCUAAUGGGGUCCCCUUUAAGGUGAGUGACCUGCGCCAUCAGGUUUACCAAGAGGAUGGGCUGGACCCAUUCCCAGGUGAGGGCCGCGUGACAGGCAUGCAGAGGAUUCGAAAGCCCUCAGUCAUGGUGGAGCACCCAGGUUCCAGGAUGACUCCUGAGAAGUUUCUGAACAAGCUCCCCAAAUUUGUGAUCCGUCAAGGCGAGGUGAUUGACAUCCGGGGCCCCAUCCGGGAUGCCCUGCAGAACUGUUGCCCACGGCCUCUCCCGGUCCAGGAGAUCAUGGUGGAGACGCCUGCCUUGGCUGCUGAGCGUAAGAGGAUCCAAGAGUCUCCUGAGUCGCCUGAGCACCCGGUCUCCAUGCUGCGCAUCAAGUCUGAGAAUGGCGAGCAGGCCUUUCUGCUAAUGAUGUGGCCUGAGGACACUGUCGGUGAUGUGAGAGCCCUGCUCGCGCAGGCCAGGGGCAUGGACCCAAAUGCCUUCGAGAUCUUCAGUGCGUUCCCGCCCACAGUCUACCGCGAGGACGAGCUCACGCUGCAGGCCGCCGGACUGGUGCCCAAUGCAGCUCUGCUAAUGCGGGCGAGCCGGGCCCUGACGCCCGCCCCUGGACCCCAACCAAGCCCUCAACCCAAAUAAAGCGCCCGUCCCCAUA